AUGGCAGCUUUACCGUACGAUAGAAGCACUUCUGACAUAAUAAAUGUCUUCGAACACAACGCCCCCCGUGUACUGAUGCGCAUCGCGCCGCUGAUCACCUCAACGUGUUCAUUAUGGUACUCGUUCGACCAAGACUUCCUCAUGGGCGUCUUCCUUAACCCCAACCACCGAGCUCAAAGCAAUAGCCUCCUGCCCUCGAGUCUCAGAAACUUCCUUCGCAGUGGCCUCGUGCGCGUUGUCGGUCUUCUCGGUCUUACUCUUUUGUCUGGCGGUUAUAAUGCUUUCAUUGACAAACCUGGCCGUGAGACUCUAUACUGGUACACUACCGGCACUCUGUUAGCAGCAAGUCACCUUAUCUUUGUUCCCUUUGAAGCGCCAAAGGUCCAGGCUAUAAUCGAGGAUAGGCCGCAGGGCAUGCCGAAUUCGGAUAUUGACAGCUGGCUGAUGGUUCACCGCGUGCGCACCUGGGUGGUUGACCUGGCUGCUUGGGGCUGUUUUGUCGCUGGUGCUGCUGUCAUGUAG
Molecule: messenger RNA, 522 nt
Organism: Trichophyton rubrum CBS 118892
Lineage: Eukaryota; Fungi; Ascomycota; Eurotiomycetes; Onygenales; Arthrodermataceae
Exons: 1
Coding region: 1-522 (173 amino acids)
Source: RefSeq, a predicted model, not a curated record